This is a messenger RNA of Zingiber officinale, 3549 nucleotides long. Its product is annotated as probable inactive receptor kinase At5g10020. Lineage: Eukaryota; Viridiplantae; Streptophyta; Magnoliopsida; Zingiberales; Zingiberaceae. Gene Ontology annotation, biological process: protein phosphorylation. The transcript has 3 exons. The coding region runs from base 163 to 3312 and encodes 1049 amino acids. Gene Ontology annotation, molecular function: protein kinase activity; protein binding; ATP binding. The record is from RefSeq and is a predicted model, not a curated record.
UUACAGUCUGUUGCCUGUAGCUGUGUGCGCCUUCCUCUCUUCUCUCUUCACCUUCCCAUCAGGCAUCAGUUCUAACUUGGAAGACGCCCACGCCUUGUCUCUCUCUCCUCUCAUGGCUAGGGUUUACUCGGUCUCUCCCUGAACCUGAGACCCUGGAAGACGAUGGAUCCGCUCCUCCGGGCCACGUCGGCCCUCGUCUUCCUCCUCCUCGUCUCCGCCCGCUCGGCCGCCGCGCCGGCUGACGACGCCAAGGCCCUCCUCGAGUUCAAGAAGGGCAUCUCUAGCCCCUCCGUCGCCGCCCUCGACUCAUGGAAGCCGGGAUCCGCCCUCUGCAAUUCCACUCCCCCCUGGUUCCGCGUCUCCUGUGAUGCCGCCGGGAAUGUCGUCACCGUCGACCUCUCCCGCCUCGGCCUCGGCGGCGACCUCAAGUUCUCGACCCUCACUGGCCUUAGUUACCUCCAGAACUUCAGCCUCGCCGGCAAUGACUUCACUGGCCGCCUCGUGCCCGGGAUCGGCAGCAUGAGCCAGCUCAGGUUCUUGGAUCUCUCGGGGAACAGGUUCUACGGCCCCGUGCCUGAGCGGAUCACUAUGAUUGGCGGGCUGUUGCUUCUCAAUCUCUCUUGUAACAAUUUUACGCAAGGGAUCCCGACUGGGAUCCGGAAUCUGCAGCAGCUUAGGGUGCUUGAUUUGCGAUCCAAUGGCCUGCGGGGUGACAUGGCGGAGCUCCUAUCGGCUUUACGGUACAAUGAAUAUGUUGAUCUGAGUAGCAAUGGCUUCACUGGAAACCUCCCUGUUGACACAGUCAACCUCACGGGCUUGGGGAACACGGUCAAGUACUUGAAUUUGAGCAAUAACGAGCUCGUUGGUGGCUUCUUUACAAAUGACUUGAUUCAAACGUUCAAAAAUUUGGAGGUUUUAGAUGUGAGCAACAAUCAGCUGACUGGAGAGCUCCCGGCUUUCAAUUCUGUUUAUAGCUUAAAAAUUUUCCGUGCUUCUGGUAAUCAUCUGACUGGAUCUAUACCAGGAGCAUUGCUUGCAAGUUCACUGCAGUUGCAGGAAAUAGAUCUCAGUGGAAAUGAGCUUACAGGUGAUGCUUUGGAUGUCAACUCUACAUCCCUGAAGCUUCUGAACCUCUCCUCUAAUAUGCUAACAGGUUCAUUGCCUUCAAGUAUAGGGCUGUGUAUAUCAUUGGAUUUGAGUAAUAAUAAUAUCUCUGGCGAUCUAUCGGUUCUUCCCAAUUGGGGAAACACAUUAGAAGUUAUUGAUUUAAGUGUAAAUUCUUUGUCAGGCGCCUAUCCUGAGGCAUUACAAUUUCAGAAUUUGAGAUCCAUAAGGAUUCAGAAUAACCAUUUAGCAGGCUCUCUUCCAUCUGCAUUUGAAAACUAUCCUUCCUUGUCUGAACUUGAUCUCAGUCUGAAUGAAUUCUCUGGACCAAUUCUGCCAGGGUUUUUCAAAUCUGUUUUAACUAGUUUGAAUCUCUCAGGAAACCAAUUUUCUGGGAAUAUUCCAAUUCAGAGCUCACAUUCAACUGAAUCGUUUGUUUUACCGUCUUAUAAUCAUCUAGAGAGCCUUGACUUAUCUGAUAACACAUUGACUGGUCCAUUGCCGUCAGAAAUUAUUAACUUGCAAAGAUUGAAGCUGCUUAUUCUUCAAAAUAAUUCCUUGUCUGGAGAGUUGCCUAGUGAACUAGGUAAGCUCAGCUCUCUGGAAAUCCUUGAUCUGUCAAUGAAUCAUUUUGAUGGUGAUAUACCUGAUAUGCCUCAGCCAACUCUUAAAGCUUUUAAUGUUUCCUAUAACGAUCUGUCUGGCACCAUCCCACAAAGUCUGCAGCACUUUCCAAGAAACUCAUUUUAUCCUGGAAAUACAUUGCUAGUUUCUCCUCGUGGCAUGCCUUCAGGAAAUGAUGAUGAAUUCGGUCAAAAUCAUCACCAUUUGAAGUAUAGUCUCCGAAUAGCUGCUAUUGUUGGAUCAGUUGGUGGUGUCAUGUUACUUUUGUUUGCAGUGAUGACAUUAUAUGUGAUUCGAUCCCAAAAACUUUGUGGAAAGAAUCGUUCUGGAGACCAAACCACUGGAAGAGAAUUAAAGCUUGGGAGAUUUGGCCGUUCAAAUAUAUCUAGAUCAUCAAAGGAUAAUCCCAUCACUUCUUCAGUUAGUUUCUCCAAUGACCAUUUAUUGACAGCUUCUAGAACACUAUCAGCACAGAAAGAGUUGUUGCCAGAGGCUGUUGAAUAUGGUUAUUCUGAUAGUAGAACUUCAGAAAGUGCUAUGAAUAAUGUGCACAAUUAUCCUGCUAAUACAGGAGAGAGGUCUUCUCCAGGAUCACCAUUGUGCUCAUCGCCUCAUUUUAUCGAUUCUCUUGCAUCUGAGCAACCAGCCAUGCUAGAUGUGUAUUCACCAGAUCGUUUAGCAGGAGAGCUCUUUUUCUUAGACAACUCUUUGACAUUCACAGCUGAAGAAUUAUCUCGUGCCCCUGCAGAAGUUCUUGGUAGAAGUAGCCAUGGCACAUCCUAUAAGGCAACCCUUGAUAGCGGUCACGUUUUGACUGUGAAGUGGCUAAGAGUAGGCCUUGUUAAAGUCAAAAAAGAAUUUGCCAAGGAGGCAAAGAGAAUUGGGACCAUUAGACAUCCAAAUAUCAUCCCUUGGAGAGGCUAUUAUUGGGGCCCUAGAGAGCAAGAAAGAUUGAUGAUUUCUGACUUUGUUAAUGGAGAUAGUUUGUCACUUUAUCUUUAUGAGUCCACACCUAGAAGGUACUCACGCCUCUCAGUUAGCCAAAGGUUAAAAAUUGCUAUUGAUGUGGCUCGUUGUUUGUAUUACCUCCAUAAUGAGAAGGGCCUAGCUCAUGGAAGUGUAAAGCCAACAAAUAUCCUCCUCACUGGCCCAGAUCUCACUGCUAGGCUGACAGAUUAUAGCCUUCAUCGUCUCAUGACACACAGUGGGACAGCAGAACAGAUUUUAAACUUGGGAGCACUUGGGUACCGAGCCCCUGAGCUGCAAACUGCAAGCAAGCCAUCCCCAUCAUUUAAGGCUGACGUGUAUGCAUUCGGUGUAAUUCUCAUGGAGAUGUUAACUCGAAGAAGUGCUGGUGAUAUAAUCUCAGGCCAAACGGGUGCAGUUGAUCUCACCGAUUGGGUGCAGAUGUGCAACAGGGAGGGACGGGGAGCAGACUGCUUUGACAGGGAUAUCUCAGGAUUGGAGGAAGCUCCAAGGGUGAUGGAUGAACUACUUGCAGUAUCACUUCAGUGCAUUCUACCUGUAAAUGAGAGGCCUAACAUCCGGACAGUCUUUCAAGAUCUCUGUGCCAUAACAAUGUGAGAUUUUCUCCUUCAACUUCCUCCUCUCCUGUACAUGUAUCUGGAAUUUAAAUUUUUUUUCCCCCCAUUUUUUUUGGGUUCGAAGCCUUGCAAGCAAGGCACCUUCAAAAAUUUAGUGUAAAGAGCUUAUCAUUGGUUGAUUUGAUAUCAGUGCAGCGUGUUGAAUUGAGUUCCAAAGGAUGUAUCUUUGCUUUACUAAUUCUGUGUUUCCCAUGUUGCCCUCUCCAGGGUCCCUGUA